UGGUUAAUAUAAGUGAAUGCGAAAAUCCAAAACACUAGUUAUCCUUUUCCCACCAUCACAAGAAACAGGGGCAGCAUCAAAAUUAGAAAACCCAUAAGUCAUGCAUCCUCAUAAACACAAAUAUAAAACAUAGUUCCAUGCAUGCAUACCAAAACAAACCAUCAUAAUAAUGUCUCUGAGUCCACCAAGAGAAAGAAGCAACAACAAUAACAAUGGAUUCCAACUAUACUGGUGCUUCCAGUGCAACCGCAUGGUGCGAGCCGCACACGAUAACAACCCAUCCUGUCCACGCUGCUUUGGCCAAUUCAUCCAAGAAAUCAACAUGCCAACCCCAAGACUCUUUCUCGAUUUUACCCCUAACACUAACGACCCUUCUCCACAGCCCCGUCUUCUAGAAGCUCUCUCCCUCAUGCUCGAUCCCGCCUUCCAACAACCCCGUCGCCGCCCCCGCAUCCGCAUCCGCCGCCGCCAACCUUCCGACACAUCCGACCCCCACCCUACAACUCGUCCCCGAACCUGGAUCAUCGUCCAUCCCAUCGGUGCUUCCCCCGAGGAGCUCGAAGCCAUGGUUCCGCCGCCGCGCCGCGACCGUCCGGUGGUGCCGAUCGGGGUGGACUCCAGGGACUACUUCCUUGGUCCGGGACCGAACGAACUGAUCGAGCAGAUUACCGAGAAUGAUAGGCCGGGUCCGGCGCCGGCGGCGGAGAGAGCGAUCAGAGGGAUACCGAGGGUGAAGAUAGAAGCACAGCAUCUGAAAGAGAAUUCUCAGUGUCCGGUUUGUCAGGAAGAGUUUGAGGUUGGUGAAGAAGUGAGGGAGCUUCCAUGUAAGCAUGUUUAUCACUCUGAUUGCAUUGUUCCGUGGCUGAGGCUUCAUAAUUCUUGCCCCGUUUGCCGCCAUGAGGUGCCCGAUGGUGAUGAUGAUGAUGAAUGUGUUGCUGAGGGGAGGUUUCAGAGGUGCUUGAGGUGGACGAGGGUUUCUUCUCUUUGGCCAUUUCAUCACCACCGUCGACGUGUUCAUCCUGCUGAUCAAGGACCAGGAGAGAAUAAUAACGCUACUGCUUCUCUCAGGGCACCUAAUCCAAGACGCUCUUGCACCAUUCUUUAACUAAAAGCUCAGGUGCUGAAUUCAGUUGUAAUUUAUUGGCAGCUCUGUCAUCGCAGUUUAGGCAACUUGUCAUGCUGUAAUUAAGUUGAGCAUCUUGAACUUGCACUUCAGACGAGUUAAAAUUGUCUUCCAGUUUUCACUUUUCAAUCAUGUUAAAACUGGAGUUCAUCUUCACAAUAUGCAAAGUUGGAGAACAGUGUAAGCCGUCGUGAAAAAGGGCACUUCUCCCUCAUUCCAUGGAUGUGGCAUUUGUUUGUUAUUCUUUUAGCAUAUAAAAUGUAUAUAGUUUAAUACAGUUAA
Messenger RNA from Arachis duranensis, 1405 nucleotides. RefSeq names its product E3 ubiquitin-protein ligase RING1-like. Lineage: Eukaryota; Viridiplantae; Streptophyta; Magnoliopsida; Fabales; Fabaceae. Gene Ontology annotation, cellular component: cytoplasm. The transcript has 3 exons. Gene Ontology annotation, biological process: protein ubiquitination. The record is from RefSeq and is a predicted model, not a curated record. The coding region runs from base 170 to 1105 and encodes 311 amino acids. Gene Ontology annotation, molecular function: ubiquitin protein ligase activity.